This is a messenger RNA of Raphanus sativus (radish), 1080 nucleotides long. RefSeq lists its product as uncharacterized. NCBI's taxonomy places the organism in Eukaryota, Viridiplantae, Streptophyta, Magnoliopsida, Brassicales, Brassicaceae. Bases 1 to 1080 code for a protein of 359 amino acids. The transcript is spliced from 3 exons. The record is from RefSeq and is a predicted model, not a curated record.
AUGAAGGGUUAUCCGUUGGAAGAUAUUUAUGCUGCUCUUGGUGAAACAAAGAUUAUUGACAGUAUGUUGCUGCCAACAGUGGACGAGGAAAUCAUGUUGGUUCGUAUUAUUGAUGUGGAAGAAGAAUACGAGAGAGAAGGCGGCCUAAGUGACACUUGGAACUACUGGUUAAAUGUGAAAGGAAAAAAAAUCUGGUGGAAGGAAAUGUAUGAGUUGGACAUAGCAGCACGAAAGUUUUCAAAGGAGAGAAAGAAGGGCAAGGGGAAAGUGGCUGAAGCAUCAUCCUCUAAUGCUGAUUUGGAGUCCACUUUGAAAGGCUUCGAAGAGGAGAUUCUGAACUCUUUGGCAAUAGGGUUUGCUGGAUUCAAGGUUCAAGUGGAUACAAAACUUGAGGCCAUGGACACUAGGCUGAGUGGAAUGGAAAAGACCCAGCGAUACCUGAAGAGAAAAGUAAGGAAGAUUGAUAAGCGGUUAACUUCUCUUGAGUCUAAGGGAAAUGAAGAUGGUGAGUACAUGGAUUUUGACUAUGGAGGGUCAAUGAAUUAUGAUAGACCAGAGAAAACAGGAGAGAAAGGAGCUGAGGAAGAAGCUGAGGAUGAUGGAGAUAAGGAGAACAGUGAGAAAGUUGCUGGAGAUUUUGAGGAAGAGGAUGAGGAUGAUGAUAUUGAGCAAGAGGCUGAGAGGAGGAGAGUAGAGGCAGAUGAAGCGUGGAGGAGACUUCCUCCUGAAUCUGAUGAAGAUGUGGAAGAAGAUAGAGAUUCUGAGGAAGUGUCUGAAGAAAGUCCUAAAACUCCACAUGUGGAAAAGGAGAAAGAGGCUGAGAAAGGGUAUGAGGAAAGUCUUAAAGCCCCACGUGGUAGGACUAAGUUUGUUGAGACUGCGACUGAGCAAGUGGAGGAAGCUGUGGAUGCUGAAAAAAUAGUGGAGGAAGCUAAAAAUCCCACCGAGGAAGAGGCAGAGCAAACUGAGCCUGAAAAAAAAGCUGCGGAUGCUGAAACAAUGGUGGAGAAAGCUGAAAAUCCCACCGAAAAAGAGGCAGAGCAAACUGAGCCUGAAAAAAAGCUGCGGAUGCUGAAAUAA